Molecule: messenger RNA, 3275 nt
Organism: Polistes dominula (European paper wasp)
Lineage: Eukaryota; Metazoa; Arthropoda; Insecta; Hymenoptera; Vespidae
Gene: FIG4
Product: polyphosphoinositide phosphatase FIG4
Biological process (GO): phosphatidylinositol dephosphorylation
Cellular component (GO): intracellular membrane-bounded organelle
Molecular function (GO): phosphatidylinositol-3,5-bisphosphate 5-phosphatase activity
Source: RefSeq, a predicted model, not a curated record
AAUUGAUUUUAGACAAAUGAAUUUGGAUAUUAUAUUUAACAAAAUAUUUCGUUGCAUUUAUGAUAAAGAUAAUAUGAAAAGAUAACCUAACCUUGUAAACAUCAUUGAUAAACGAAUGAAUAGCAGCAGCAGGUGAUUGCAUUGAAUCGAUUAAUAAUGGAUGACAAUACUGUUCCAAAUAUGAUAUUUCAUCCGAUAAUAUCAUCAAUACAAAAAAUUGCACUUUAUGAAACAAAAUCGCGGUUUUAUUUAAUGGGAUCAAAUAAUACGCUGACACGAUUUCGUGUAUUAAAAAUAGAUCGGAUGGAACCAAGGGAACUUUUUGUUGUUGACGAUAAAAGGGAAUAUACUCAAGAUGAAAUACAAGAUCUUGUUAAUAUGAUUGAUAUGGGUAAUCGUACACGUAUAGGACAACGCAAUAACAUUGGCGGUGUUGCACGAGUUGUUUCAGCUUUUGGUAUUGUUGGCAGCAAUAAUAAAGAAUCCAGCACACAUAUGUCAGAGGAGUCUGAGCAGCAUCGGUCAGAAAAGCCGAUGCACAAACCGACAAAAACUAAAUUCACCUGGAAGAAUAUGUGGCAGAGAGAUACUUUUCCCAGGCUAGUGUCAGCUUUCGGUCUUCUUGGUUUUAUACGCUUCCUGGAAGGAUAUUAUAUCAUUCUUGUAACUAAACGUCGUCGAGUGGCAGUUAUUGGUCAUCACACAAUAUAUAAAAUAGAAGAUACUUCAAUGAUAUACAUUCCCAAUGACACUGUUCGUCUCUUUCAUCCUGAUGAACAAAGAUAUGUCAAGAUGUUUCAAGGUAUUGAUUUAAGUAGUAAUUUCUACUUCAGUUAUUCCUAUGAUUUGACGCACACUUUACAAUAUAAUAUGGCACCGCCAAAGCACAUUAAAUUGGACAUACCUAACAAUGCUAAUGAAAAGGAAGAUGAUAUAGAAGAAGCUGAAGAUUUUUUUAACAUGUGGUCGUUCCAUAAAAACUGCCACCAAAGUGAUAGCACAAAGGAAAAAUAUAUUGAUUAUGCAGUGCGCAGUAAUCCAAAUCGUCGAUUCAUAUGGAACUCACAUUUAUUAUCACCAGUGGAAAAAGAUCUUCAUAGAGAUUGGAUUUUAUAUGUUAUACACGGUUUUAUCGGACAAUCAAAUGUUAGCAUCUUUGGGAGAUCUGUAUAUAUCGCUUUAAUAGCUAGAAGAAGUAAUAAAUAUGCAGGCACUAGAUUUUUAAAGCGUGGUGCAAAUUUUGAUGGUGAUGUAGCAAACGAAGUAGAAACUGAACAAAUAGUUCAUGAUUCUGGUGUGAGUUCUUUAAAUAAUGGAAGAUUUAGUUCUUUCGUGCAAAUGCGUGGCUCAGUUCCUGGCCAUUGGAGCCAAGACGUUAGCAAAAUGGUUCCAAAGCCUACAAUCGUUUGUGAUUUAGCUGAUCCAUUUGUAGAAACAGCUGGAGCACAUUUUAAUAAGCUUCUUAAGAGGUAUGGAUCGCCAAUUAUAAUAUUAAAUCUUGUUAAAAAACGUGAGAAAAAAAAACACGAAAGUACAUUAAGCGAAGAAUUAAGUACGGCUGUGAAAUAUUUAAAUCAAUUUUUACCACCGGAACACCAUAUUCAGUACAUAAGCUUUGAUAUGGCCAGAAUGCUCAAACGAAAAGAAGUCAAUGUUAUGGGUCGUUUAGCAAAUAUAGCCCAUAAUGCUGUCUUAAAAACGGGUGUUUUUCAAUCGCAUAAUCCAUAUUACAGUCAACGAAAUUUAUUCAUGCAACAACACAGUAAUGCUAAAAAAGUUCAUAAAACAAAUUCAAGUUGUGGACUAUCGUUUAGUUCUUAUGACGUGAAAAAUUCUCUUAAUAAUUCAUUCAAAAUAGAUUAUAAUAAUUAUUUAAAAAGUCCUAACACUUUAGAAAUACCAUCAACCGAAUGUAAUAAGACGUAUGAUUCAGAAUAUUUAGAAGAUCAUGUAAAGGAUUAUUUUGCAAGAAAGGGAAUACCACAAACUGGAAUUAUUAGAACUAAUUGUGUUGAUUGUCUAGAUCGGACAAAUACAGCUCAAUUUGCUAUAGGCAAAUGUGCUUUAGGUUUUCAGUUAUGUGCUUUAGGAGUAUUGGAAAGUCCUAAACUUGAAUUUGAUUCUGAUUGUGUAAGAAUGUUGGAAGAAUUGUAUGAAGAUCAUGGCGAUACAUUAGCCUUACAGUAUGGUGGAUCUCAAUUGGUACACAGAAUCAAAACCUAUAGAAAAACUGCACCAUGGACUAGUCAAGGAAAUGAUAUAAUGCAAACAUUGAGUAGAUAUUACAGUAAUACUUUCAGCGAUCAAGAAAAACAACAUACAAUUAAUUUAUUUUUAGGUCUUUUUAUACCAGAAGAAGGUAAACCAUCGAUAUGGGAAUUAUUAACAGAUUAUUAUCUUCACCAUAAGCCUGCAUGUCAAUAUCUUCGCAAAGGAAGAUUACUUACUCAAUGGUGGAAUAAAAAUGUAUUGAAAUGUUUACCAUAUGCAUUCAAUGAAGUAACUAAAACUUGUUCUGAAAUGAUACAAGUACAAAGUACUUACGAAGAAAUGAUUGAUAUUUAUUAUGAUUAUCAUAGGCCUUAUGAAUUAUCUAUAUUUUUGGAUUUAUAUGCAUAUAUAAUAAGUCAUUCAGUUAGAGAUUUCAUGCCUCAUUUUACAACAAGUUUUAGUCCAUUUGCUGUACGUAUAAGGCCAGGUAGAAGAAGAGAAGAAACUGGUAAUAAAAAUUUGAAUAUGAAGAAUCCAUCUAUGACUGGACAGAGUAGUACAAGCAGUACAACGUCUAGUGCAAGUUCAAGCGAGGAUUCAACUUCCGACGAAGAUGAAAGUCAUCCGCAGAUGAAUGACUCACAAUUAUUUGCAUCUAAAGAUAAUUCAGAAUUAAUGUCCUUUGAAUGUUUGUUUCCGUCAAUGAAAGAGGUAUAUGGAAUGCAGCCAGAAUAUCCAGCAAGAAAUGAUAUUAUUCUCUAUAAAAGAUUCGUUUUAAUAGGACGUAAUGCAACGUAUCCGAUAGAUCAAACAAAACUUCGUUCAAAACUAGUGCAGCAAGCAUCAUUUCCAGAAAACCCGCAACCACCAACUGUUACUUCCUUACCAUUUGUCAAAGAAGCAAGCAUAAAUAUAUAUGAACAGUAUGUUAAGAGAGCAAAGGUUGGUGGUUCUAUUCCAAAUUCUAACGAUAUGAAUCUUUAUAAGAGUUAUGCAAAUCAAGAAGAAUUAUUAUUAAAGUUAGUACGUGCAAGUAAUUGUACCUAAAGAGAGUUUUAUUUUAA